CACGCCAGUUGGAACCUUCCUCAUGUGGCGGCAAUAGUGCGGGUUCUUGGCUGCGUUGGGCCUCGGAAAUUAAAAAGAAAAGGAAAGAGCUUGCAGAAGGCAACAGUGGCAACGGAGGACAACCCUCUCCCAAGCGGAAAUAAUGGCUUCUACGCACAUAUUCGAGGACCAGGAGAACCGAGUCCCGGCGGCCCAGCGGAGAGGCAAGAGGGAGGACCCGAGGACGAGCAGCAGUGCACUACUUAAUAACAGACGGCCGGUGCUCGGUGCUAUCAACCCCAAUUUGCGGAAACAGCCAGCGAGAGCAGCCAAACAGGGUGUCAGUUAUGAAACGGGUAUUCCACAGCAAGCUGAUGAAAAUGCCUGCCCUACACAGAAAUCUUUCUCGACAAGUCAACCCUCUUUUACUAUUCAUGAAGAUACAUGCUUAUCCGUGGGAACCACCAGUAACAGCCAGAGUGCAUCUAGCAAUUCCACAGGACCUAACCCAUUAAAUCAAAGGUUAAGUAAACCAUUACAAAAUGAAGAGGAAUCUAUUGAGGAUAUUGACCCAUCUGUAACCGAAUUGCAGAGGUCUUUAUCCGUCGAACAAUCAGGAUCUUCAGAUGUAAUGGAGAUGAGUGUAUGUGAGGAUGACCUUAUGGUGGUAGAAACAACUCCCCGUGAAGAUGUGCUUCAUAGUAGAAAUGAUGACAUAUUUGAUGUCCCAGAGUAUGCAGCAGACAUUUACCAGUACCUGAGAGAAGCAGAGGUGUGCCACAAGCCCCGUGCAAACUACAUGUCAAAGCAGACAGAUAUCACAGCAAGUAUGAGGUGGAUCCUCGUCGACUGGCUUGUCGAAGUAGCAGAGGAAUACAGUCUACAUACAGAAACUUUAUAUUUGGCUGUCUCGUAUAUUGACCGGUUUUUAUCGCACAUGUCUGUUAAAAGGGAUAAACUUCAGCUGGUUGGCACCACAGCUAUGUUUAUUGCUGCGAAAUAUGAGGAGAUCUACCCUCCUGACGUAGGACAGUUUGCUUAUAUAACCGACAAUACCUACAGAGUUGGGCAGAUUUUGAGAAUGGAGCAUCUUAUUUUGAAAGUGUUAAGUUUUGACAUGGCAGUACCAACUACACAUUUGUUUGUUAAUAAGUUUGCCAGAUUGUGCAAAUGUUCAGAAGAAACCUUGCAUUUAGCCUUGUUCUUGGCAGAGGUUACUAUGUUAGAAUGUGAUCCUUUCCUGAGAUUCCUGCCAUCUGUGAUUGCAGCAUCAGCUGUUUCAUUAGCAAAUCAUACACAGGGUCAAACUGCCUGGCCAUCACACAUGGUAGAAUCCACAGGAUACAGUUUAGAACACCUGAGAGAAUGCUAUGUAAACCUACAUCGUGUUUUCUCCAGAGUUCAUGAACCUCAGCAACACGCUAUUAGAGAUAAAUAUAGAGGCACAAAGUAAGUUCUAAUUUAAAUAUUCA
This is a messenger RNA of Penaeus indicus, 1451 nucleotides long. Its product is annotated as G2/mitotic-specific cyclin-A-like. Gene Ontology annotation, molecular function: cyclin-dependent protein serine/threonine kinase regulator activity. Gene Ontology annotation, cellular component: cyclin A2-CDK2 complex; nucleus; cytoplasm. The record is from RefSeq and is a predicted model, not a curated record. Gene Ontology annotation, biological process: mitotic cell cycle phase transition; regulation of cyclin-dependent protein serine/threonine kinase activity. NCBI's taxonomy places the organism in Eukaryota, Metazoa, Arthropoda, Malacostraca, Decapoda, Penaeidae. Bases 143 to 1432 code for a protein of 429 amino acids. The transcript has 7 exons.